AGUUGGACAUCAAAGCAUGGCUGUGCUCACAGAUGACUCAACAACAUAUGACAACGUUCGAACCUUGGCUGCAGCAAAAUUUGACCGCGUUCAGCCCCAAGUACAACUAUUGAUGGACAAAGCCUGCCAGGAGCUGCACUCGUCGGAUGCCCAGCUUUCCCCUAUUCAGCGGGAGGCGGUCGUUCGGGACCUACGCACGAUCCUCACCUCGGAUACCGUCCCAGACUCUGUGCGGCUUCCGGGCGAGCUGACUAUCGACUACAGUACCGCAAUUGUCAACCACGGGUCAGACAUCUACAAAGGCGAAUGGCGUACUAUCGUGCGAGGCGAACCGCGAAGGAAGGUCGUGGCAGUAAAGCGCUUGCGAGAUCCAAAUCCUAGUGCAGUGCGAGUGCGGAGAUUCUUGUAUGAGGGAACACUGUGGCGCAUGCUCGCUCAUGACAACGUCGUGCCCUUCUACGGCAUUCAUGCCGAAGGUAAGGUAAUCGAACUAGUGACUCUUUGGGUGGAGAACCGGGACGCGAUGACCUACAUCCGAAACGUUCCUGGGUGCCACCGGCGAGCGAUAAUUAAAGGCGCAGCAUAUGGCAUCUCUUACCUGCAUCGGUGCAACAUAGUUCAUGGUGGAAUCUGUGGUAGUAACAUACUCAUCGAUGAUAGUGGUAGACCCAUGAUGUGUGACUUUGGGCUAGCGACGGCAUCCAACGCAGACGGGGACCUGAUCAACGCUGGAGCCUCCACUUCCCAGACGACGACAACCGCACGAUGGAUCGCCCCCGAGCUCACGUCAUUCAACUCCCCGGUGCCCGUUCCAGCAAGCGACGUCUUUAGCUUUGCGCGGACGAUCUUAGAGAUCUUGACGGGAGAAAAGCCUUUCCCGAAGGAGAAGAACACGUUCAAGCUUAUUGCCGACCUGAGGGAUGGCAGGCUGCAAGUUGCUAGGCCUGAUGCGCCUGAGGUCGUACUACGCGGAUUGACGGACGGCGUGUGGGCGCUGAUGAAUGAGAUGUGGAAACAGGAUUUGAGGCAGAGGCCGAUGAUGAAGGACGUGGAGGCUCGGUUGGAGCAGCUUAUGUAGUGCCGGUGCGUCUGUGGUUGGCUGUAGAGCUCAG
Messenger RNA from Dacryopinax primogenitus, 1112 nucleotides. RefSeq names its product kinase-like protein. The record is from RefSeq and is a predicted model, not a curated record. Gene Ontology annotation, molecular function: protein kinase activity; ATP binding. The transcript has 5 exons. The coding region runs from base 17 to 1078 and encodes 353 amino acids. Lineage: Eukaryota; Fungi; Basidiomycota; Dacrymycetes; Dacrymycetales; Dacrymycetaceae. Gene Ontology annotation, biological process: protein phosphorylation.